Effrenium voratum is the source of this 929-nucleotide messenger RNA. The record is from the annotation of a GenBank genome assembly. NCBI's taxonomy places the organism in Eukaryota, Dinophyceae, Suessiales, Symbiodiniaceae.
UGGAUCCGUGAGCGUCGUUUGCAAUCCCUUGUUUUGUUGGCGGCCUCGAUGGCAGAGGUUUGAGACCUCACAUGCGCGAUGUUGAGCCCGUUGGGCCGGGAUGUGAACGGCAACCGAUGUGAACAGCAAUGCUGCCUCUGGGUGAUGCGUCUUGGCUGUGCCGGGCUUCUGCUGCUGCAGCCGCAGAAGGACCCUCGGGCGCCUCCUUACUGCCCAAGCUUUGACGACUUUUGGGCAGCCGUGCGGGUGCUGGCCGCGUGCUAUUUCCUCAUCGAUGUGGGCGGGUGCCUGCUGUGCGCUUGCAAGCCCAGCUGGCUCCGGCGCGUGGGGUGCCUGGGGCGGCCGGUGAGCCUAGUGGGCGUGUGUCUGGCCGUUGCGGGCCUAGUGCGCUACGGCAAGGCCCUUUCGCAGCACAUCCGAUGCGUGGGGACCUUUGGGGUGGUGACGCUGCUCUUCUGCUUCGUCUUCAUUUGCUCCACCUUGGUGUGGUGGGCUGCCAUCGAGUGCGACUGCUUCGGCCUGUCCGACUCGCCGAAAGCUGCGGCGAGCUCCUGGUGCGCGCUCUGCCGCUUCUGCUGCGAGCUCAGCCCCUGGACCCCAGCGCAGGACCGCGCCCGGAGCCCACGGAGCUCUUCACAGCGCAGCCCGGAGAAGGAGCGCCUCAGCUUCCGCGUGCUGGCACCCUCCGGGGCGCUGCUCUUCAGCUCGCGCUCGCGGCUGGCGGUGAGGCGCUGGGUGCGGAAGAACCUGCCGCGGGCGAAGCGCGCAGAGGUCACCUUGGAGGAGCGCAGGCGGGGCCGCAGCCGCGGCCGCGGCGGAGGCUCCUCCUCUUUGUCGGCGGACGCGGUGUGAGGCGGCGGUUUUAGCAUGGGGGCAAGCGCCUGCCGAGAAAAGAAGGACAAGCAUUGGGCACCCCCAUGAAUGAGUCA